Brassica rapa (field mustard) is the source of this 1552-nucleotide messenger RNA. Its product is annotated as translation initiation factor IF-2-like. The record is from RefSeq and is a predicted model, not a curated record. NCBI's taxonomy places the organism in Eukaryota, Viridiplantae, Streptophyta, Magnoliopsida, Brassicales, Brassicaceae. Gene Ontology annotation, molecular function: protein binding.
AUUGAACCGGCUCUAUGUCUUCCUCUCUCCCCAAGCUUCCCCAUUAAAAAGAAAGACCGUCGGAGUUUCUGAGAGAUAGUAGAGAGCCAUGGCAGGAGUAUCGCUAAAGUGUGGUGAUUGUGGCGCGCUGCUGAAGUCAGUGGAGGAGGCUCAGGAGCAUGCGGAGCUCACCUCUCACUCCAAUUUCGCAGAGUCCACUGAAGCGGUGCUCAAUCUCGUCUGCACUACUUGCAGCAAGCCUUGCCGCUCUAAAACUGAAAGCGAUUUGCAUACGAAAAGAACAGGGCAUACUGAGUUUGUGGAUAAGACAAUGGAGACUGUAAAGCCCAUCAGCUUGGAAGCUCCUAAGGCUGCUGCUAUGGAGAUUGACAACAUCGAUGGUUCCAGUGGUAGUGGAGAUGCUUCUGAAGUAGAGAUGGUUGUUCCAGGCGUUGACAAAAACAUACUCGAGGAACUUGAAGGGAUGGGAUUCCCUAAAGCUCGUGCUACCCGAGCACUUCACUACUCUGGUAAUGCCAGCCUCGAGGCUGCAGUUAAUUGGGUGGUGGAGCAUGAGAAUGAUCCUGACGUAGAUGAAAUGCCAAAGGUACCUGCCAACUCUAAUUCUGGACCUCCUAAACCUGCCCUUACGCCAGAAGAAGUCAAGAUAAAAGCACAAGAACUAAGGGAACGUGCACGUAAGAAGAAAGAAGAGGAAGAAAAACGGAUGGAACGUGAAAGAGAGAAGGAGCGAAUUAGGAUUGGCAAGGAACUUCUAGAAGCGAAGCGGAUAGAAGAAGAUAACGAAAGAAAACGUAUAAUCCUUUUGCGUAAAGCCGAGAAAGAAGAAGAAAGACGGGCUAGGGAAAAGAUCCGUCAAAAAGUUGAAGAAGACAAGGCUGAAAGAAGGCGGAAACUAGGAUUGCCUGCGGAAGAUCCUGCGGCUGCAAAACCCUCAGUGCCAGUUGUGGAGGAGAAGAAGAGUUCAUUGCCUAUUAGACCCGCCACUAAGACUGAGAAAAUGAGAGAGUGCUUGAGGUCGCUUAAGCAAGCCCACAAGGAGGAUGAUGCUAAGGUGAAGAGAGCGUUCCAGACACUGCUGACAUACAUGGGAAAUGUUGCUAAGAAUCCAGAUGAAGAGAAAUUCCGGAAAAUUAGACUCACCAACCAAACAUUUCAGGAGAGGGUUGGUUCACUGAGAGGAGGCAUAGAGUUCAUGGAGCUAUGUGGGUUUGAGAAAAUGGAAGGAGGAGAGUUCUUGUUCUUGCCAAGGGACAAGAUAGAUCCAGCCGUUAUCAACUCAGCUGGAACAGAGCUCAAUUCCGCCAUCAACAACCCUUUCUUUGGUGUUCUUUAAACCGCUGCAUUUUCUUCCUAUCUCUCUUUGGUGUUGUGUUAGAUUAUGAAACUAAUCAAAUUUUCAGCAAUCUUAAAUAUAAUAAGGCACUCACUAUGAAUAUUACUGGCAAGUGUCAUUCUUGUUUCUUCAACAAUUCAAUCUUAAAUCCCAAUGUUCUUAUAUAUAUAUGUGUAAUAUAAUAAAUUUUAUAAGAUGAUAUUUUGUAAGAGGCGA